Saccoglossus kowalevskii is the source of this 459-nucleotide messenger RNA. RefSeq names its product sodium/potassium-transporting ATPase subunit beta-1-like. The record is from RefSeq and is a predicted model, not a curated record. Gene Ontology annotation, cellular component: sodium:potassium-exchanging ATPase complex. Gene Ontology annotation, biological process: sodium ion export across plasma membrane; intracellular potassium ion homeostasis; potassium ion import across plasma membrane. Gene Ontology annotation, molecular function: ATPase activator activity. Lineage: Eukaryota; Metazoa; Hemichordata; Enteropneusta; Harrimaniidae.
UCCCACAAUUCCUAGCGUCAUAGCAAGCCCAAGAAAGGUACCAAAAUGGCAGACAAGAAGGUCGGGGAGUAUCAUCAAGAGGAUGACAAAACAUGUAUGCAGAAUGUUGCAGACCAGUGGCAUGGGUUCACAAGUUUUAUGUGGGACCCAGAGCACAAGGCUGUUAUGGGAAGGAAUGCCCGCAGUUGGGCUGAAAUUGGUGUAUUUUACUUGUUCUUUUAUGCAUUCCUUGCUGGCUUCUUUGCUGCUAUGUUCUCUGUAUUUUAUAUUGGUUUUAUCAGUCAUGAGGAACCAACAUAUACAGAUAAACUAGGCACACCGGGGCUUGCGCAUCGUCCCAAAUACAGUAAUGAAGAAAACAUCGCUUUCAAUAUGGACAACCCGAAUACAUACAAUAAGUUUGUUGAUGAUAUAGUCAAACUCCUGGAUGGUGAGCAGAAGUACUUUACCACCUGUUAG